Molecule: messenger RNA, 8802 nt
Organism: Pangasianodon hypophthalmus (striped catfish)
Lineage: Eukaryota; Metazoa; Chordata; Actinopteri; Siluriformes; Pangasiidae
Gene: vwf
Product: von Willebrand factor
Exons: 52
Coding region: 144-8624 (2826 amino acids)
Biological process (GO): cell-substrate adhesion; blood coagulation
Cellular component (GO): extracellular matrix
Molecular function (GO): peptidase inhibitor activity; protein binding
Source: RefSeq, a predicted model, not a curated record
CCUAUAAAAUCACUCCUUCUCUUCUUCACACAGCUCUGUGCUGACGACCCCGAAGCGGUGAGAACCGGAGGCUGUAGGAGAACUCGAGUCUGAAACCAGGCAGGUGAAGAGGCUCAGGUGCUCGACACACGGUUCUCCUGAAGAUGGAGACGCUUCUGUCGAGAGGAUUUGCUGCACUUACAGGACUUUUCCUCUUACAUUUAACAGGGUGUGUGUUAGCGGAGGCGUCUGGUCGCUGCAGUGUGUUCGGUCGUCAGCACAUACACACGUUUGAUGGAGUGAUUUAUGCGUUUGCUGGUGAUUGCAGCUACAUGCUGGCUGGAGACUGUCAGAGCAGAAUGUUCUCAAUCCUGGGUGAUUUCUCAGAGGGCAAGAGGAAAGGAGUGAGCGUGUUCCUUGGUGAGGUCUUUGAGUUGCGUUUGUCUGUAGAUGGCACUCUAUCACAGCAAGGAGAGAGGCUCAAGCUGCCCUACGCCUCUAACUCUGUGUUUGCGGGUUACGAGUUGGGCAGUGUGCGUUUGUGGAGCGAUGAGUUCGGCUUCUCUGUGCGCAUCGACCCGACUCACAACAUCGAGAUCACACUCAGCAAACAGCACCAGAACCGAACCUGCGGCCUGUGUGGGAACUUUAACUCCGCCCCCAGCGACGAGUACACAGCACAAGAAGGUUUUCUGACAGAGGACCCAUAUGACUUUGCCAAUUCUUGGGCCCUUAAUGGUGCGGCAAAAGUGUGUAAGCGCGUGAAACCACCGUCUCAGACCUGUAACACUACAAGAGACACAGAACAGUUGAUGUCGCAGUGUGAGGUUCUGCGCACCUCAGCAGUGUUCCUGCGCUGUAACCACCUGGUAAAUGUAGAUGCGUUCUUGGCGGUGUGUGAGUCGGAUGUGUGUCACUGUGGAGACGGUGAGGAGUGUGUGUGUCACGCCCUGCUGGAGUACGCACGCACCUGCGCCAGCCACGGACUCGUCCUGCACGGCUGGCAUACACAGAGCCAGUGCACUCCAAAGUGUCCAAUAGGAAUGCAGUACACUGAAUGCUCUCAGCCGUGUUCCACGUCAUGUCAGAGCCUCAACAUCCAUGAACUCUGCAGGGACGAGUGUGUAGACGGCUGCACCUGCGCAGCGGGUAAGGUGCUGGAUCGAGAGCACUGUGUGGACGUUUCUCAGUGUUCAUGUCAGCACACAGGAAAACGCUUUCCUCCUGGAUCCACUGUCUCACAGGACUGCAACACAUGUGUGUGUCGUCAUGGAUCGUGGGAGUGCACCAACGAGGAAUGUCCAGGAGUGUGUGUGGUUACAGGACAAUCCCACUUUAAGACCUUUGAUGAUAAAUUCUUCACCUUCAGUGGAAUCUGUCAGUAUUUGUUGGCUAAAGACUGUCACAGCAGCUCCUUCUCCGUCCUCAUAGACACUGUGCAGUGUGCAGAUGACCCGGACGCCGUGUGCACACGUUCAGUGACCCUGAAGUUCCAGGAUCUGGCCAAUCAGACGAUUAGAUUGAAGCAUGGGGGCGUGGUCUCUGUGGAUGGCAUCGAUGUUCAAACUCCAUUAUUUAACGGACGUCUGCGUGUCCAGAGCACAGUGCUAUCAUCAGUGAGGUUGAACUUUGGAGAUGAGUUCCAGUUGGACUGGGAUGGUCAUGGACGUGUGCAGCUCAAGUUAAGUCCAGCCUAUGCAGGGAAAACGUGUGGUCUGUGUGGUAACUAUAACGGUAACCAAGGAGACGACUUCCUGACGGUGGGCGGGCUGGUGGAGACGCGAGUGGAGGGUUUUGGGAACGCGUGGAAGAUGAACUCUGAGUGUGACAACGUCCAGAAACAACCCACUGAUCCCUGCAGCCUAAACCCGAAGAGAGUGAACUUUGCAGAGGAGUCGUGUGCAGUGAUGCUGUCGGUCCGCUUCGAAGCGUGUCAUCACAAAGUGAACCCGAGUCCGUACGUGAAGAACUGCCGCUACGACGUGUGCUCCUGCGCAGACGGACACGAGUGCCUGUGUGCAGCCGUGAGCAGCUACGCAGCCGCAUGCGCAGCCCAGGGAGUGCUGAUCGACUGGAGGGGACAGGGGUACUGCGAGCUGACAUGUCCAGGUGAUCAGGUGUACGAGGUGUGUGGGAAUGUGUGUAAUAAGACGUGUCGCUCUCUCUCCGUGCCGGACGUGGAGUGUGUGAGUGUGUGUGACGAGGGCUGUUUCUGUCCUCGGGGUUUGUACCUGAGCGACACGGGCGAGUGUGUAUCACCUGAACACUGCUCAUGUCACUACGACGGCGAGAUCUACCAACCCAGCGACAUGUUCGCCGAUCACAACUCCAUCUGUUACUGUGAGAACGGCUCCAUGCGCUGCAGCUCCAGUGAUCUCCCUCCCUCUGGGCUGUCAGACCUCUUCUUUGAUGAACCUGCACCUUCUCGAGAGCGGCGGUCUCUCUCCUGUCCAGUACCGCUGGACAGGUUCGAGUGUGAGAGUUCGAGGGAUGUGGGCAUCGAAUGUGCGAAAACAUGCCAGAACUUAGAUCUGGAGUGUGUGAGCCAGGGCUGUAUCUCCGGCUGUAUGUGUCCUGCUGGGACGGUUCGUUACAGAAGAAACUGCAUUCCUCCAGACCAGUGUCCGUGUUUCCAUAACAACCACGCUUACGCUCCAGGACAGAGUAUUAACAUCGACUGCAACACCUGUGUGUGUGAAGGCCGGCAGUGGAAGUGCACUCAGCGAGUGUGUGACGGUGUGUGUCGGACUGUCGGAGAGUCGCACUACAUCAGCUUUGAUGGACUGAAAUUCUCAUUCCCAGGACGCUGUCAGUAUAUCCUCGCUCAGGAUUACUGUAACGGUGUGGAUGGAACAUUCCGGGUGCUGGUGGAAAACUCGGCCUGUGGGGUCGUAGGUAACAGGUGCAGUAAGAGCAUCAGCGUGUUUUACAUGGGAGGACUGAUCACCAUGGAGAAAGGAGAGGUGAAGAUGAGGAGGCCGGUGAUGAAGGAGACGGAAGUUGAGAUCGUACGUUCUGGACUUUAUUACAUCAUUCUCCUUGGAAAACACAUUUCUCUCACCUGGGACAUGGGGACUCGCAUUAUACUGCAGAUCAACAGUGUUUACAGGAGCAAGGUUUGUGGUCUGUGUGGUAACUUUGAUGGCAGUCAGAAUAAUGACCUGUUGAGCAGUAAUAAUCAGAUGGAGGUGGAUCCUGUAGAUUUUGGAAACUCGUGGAAGGUUCGACCGAGCUGCGCCGACGCUGUUCAGGUGCCCUCUGAGUGCAACACUGACAUGGUGAAACUGGUGACAGUGGAGCAGUCGUGUCGUGUGCUCAGCAGCGCCCCCUUCAGGGAGUGUAACAGUGUGGUGGAUCCUGAGCCAUUCUGGGAGAUCUGCACGUAUGACACAUGCUCGUGUUCGUCUGUCGGAGACUGCGCUUGUUUCUGUGACGCCGUGGCAGCCUACGCUCACGAGUGCGCUCAGAGGGGAGUGGUAGUGGAGUGGAGGUCCAACGAUCUGUGCCCUCUGAGCUGUGAGGAGCUGAAUAAGGACGCAGGUUUGGAGUGUGAGUGGCGCUUUAACGCCUGUGGAAAAGCCUGUCCUGUAACGUGCCAGCAUCCAGAACCCUUAAACUGCCCCAGCAGCUGCGUCGAGGGCUGCCACGCCUCCUGCCCACCAGGUCAGGUCUUAGACGAGGUUCUGCAGCGCUGUGUGGAUCCGUCUCAGUGUCAGGUGUGCAUGCACGGCGGAGAACGAAUUUCACAUGGAAAGCAGAUCAUUCUCAAUCACGAUGACCCCCAUCUCUGUCAGAUAUGUCACUGUGAGGAGAACACUUUGACGUGUGGUCCAUGUCCUCUCUCUGGCCCCGCCUCCACACUGAGCCCUGUUACCAGUUUCACCACGCCCACGCCAUUUCCCUUCUCCACACCGGUGCCGGAGGACGCCUGUGAUCGAGCGAUGGACCUGGCCUUCCUGGUGGACGGCUCUUCAUCUCUCAGCGAGGAAGAUUUCAGCUUGGUCAAGCUCUUCAUCCUGGGUGUGGUGGAACGUUUCCGGAUGGGCUCGGCACACACCCGGGCCACGGUGCUCCUCUUCCAUUCUGGAGUGAAGAGCUACAAUAUGCAGGUGCAGAAGUGGAUCUUCAAGAAAAUGGUGCGUGAUAUGCACUACAGCGGCGGCGACGUUGCCUUUAUGGACGAAGCCAUCAAGUAUCUGUCGGUUUAUAUUUACGACAAGAACAAGCGAGAACACGCGGGUCGUGUUGCUAUUUUGUUGACGGCUAGUAAAAACCCCCGGCCCAUGCGUGCUACUCAGCGCCUGCUGAAGAAGAAAGACAUCACAGUUCUCAGCAUUGCUCUGGGGCCUGACGUCAACAUGGCGCAGAUCAAUGAAAUUACAAAAGCCACGCCUAGUAGUCGGGCGUAUGUUCUGAGCAGCGCAGCAGAGUUGGAUACCCGAGCUUUGGAUAUUACCGAUUACCUCUGCACCUUGGGGUUGGACCCUGAACCUCCAAAGAAACCAACCACCCAGAAACCCACAAAGACUUCUGCCACUAGCACCACCACCAGUCCUGUGGCAGUCCGUCUCAGCACAGUGCCUGCCACCGUUCCUCCAACCGCUGCCAUUAUGACUCCAUUUCCCAGCAUCCUCAGCCCUGGAACUACUUUUCCUCCUUCUACCGUGACCUUGCAUGACAUCAUCAUCCUGCUAGAGGGGUCAGAUAGCGUUGGCGAAGAUAGUUUCAAUCGCACCCGAGAUGCACUCGCUGACGUCCUGGCCUCAUUUGAGCAGCAAGACGAGGAGAAAUACCGCGUCACGGUGAUGCAGUAUUCCUUCACGGUUACCGUGGAGAUCAGCCGAAUGGAGCUGCUGCAACGGGAGCACCUCCUGCACAAACUGCAGCAGAUCCGCUUCCGAGGUGGCGAGCAGAUCAACACGGGCCACGCCAUCCGCUCCGUCUACGAGUCCAUCACCACCGAGGCGCCAAGUCGCUCUCCAGACCAGAUGGUGUUCCUCAUAACCCAAAAUCCACCCACUGAUGUGAUCCAGAGGCCACCAAACUCCACCCACACAAAGAUAUUCCCCAUCGGGAUCGGUCCUCGCGUGCGGGAGAUGGAUCUUGAGCUACUGAGUUUCCCUCACGCACCAAUCAUGUUGAAUGAUACAAAGCAGCUGAUAAAACUGGGACCCCUGCUGGUCAACAUCAGCAGGACAGUAAAAGGGCUGGUUAAGCCUGAGCUGCCACCCAGAGCGACGCUGCCCCCUUCAGUGCCCUGCUCCAAGCCUAUGGAUGUCCUAUUUUUGCUCAGAGCCACUUCGGGUGAUCAGUUUGAGGACCUGAAAACAUUCGUUAAAUCCUUUAUAAGGAACAGUCAUAUCAGCCGUGACGGAACUCAGGUAGCGGUGGCGCUGUACGGCGAGAAACCCGUGGAGCCUGUGAGCUGGAGAGAUGCACAGAACACAGAAAACCUUCUUCAGCUGGUGGAUAAAUUACAUAGCAAAGCAGAUAAUUCACCAAAACUGGGUGCUGCAUUACGAUUGGCUGUUCAGAGCUCCAUUUCCUCUGCAAGUGGGGCCCGGAUGGGCGUGGCCAAGGUGGUGGUGAUGCUGGUGACUGACAGGUCGAUGGACUCGGUGCAGGAGCCUGCAAACGAGGCUCUUACUGCUGGUGUAUCAGUUUUCCCCAUCGGAUUGGGCAGGCAGUACGAUAGGAACGAGCUGAUCAUGCUCGCUGGCCCACACACACAAGAGAACAUCAUAGAGCUGAGGAGCACUAACGACCUGCUCGCCAUGGUAACGCUGGACCGAUCGUUCACUGACAAACUCUGCAGGGCUGGUCCUCCUGGAGUGUGUGUGGAUGAUGAUGGAAAGGAGAGGAAGCCUGGAGAGACGUGGCUGUUAGCAGAUGGCUGUCACUCGUUGCUCUGUAACCCGUCCGGGGUCGUGACCCUGCAGAGCCACAGAGUGAACUGUGAGAGACUGGAGCCUCCGACCUGCAAAAACAACCUCCAUGCUAUAAAAGUGAACCAGACCUGCGGCUGUACCUGGGCCUGCCCCUGUAUGUGUAUCGGCAGCUCCACCAGUCACGUGGUGUCGUUUGGGGGCGUGGCUCUGAAACUGAAAGGUUCCUGCUCCUAUUCGCUGCUACGAUCAGGAGGGGCGGAGCUAGUGCUUAACACGACCAAAUGUCGGGACUCACCCAGUCAGAUCUGCAUGAAGAGCCUGGAACUGAGAGAAGGUGGAACUCGUGUGGUGCUGGGAGAUGAUAUGAAGGUGACAGUAGACGGUGUGGUUACUCCAGUACCCUUCAGACGAGGAGGUGUAGCCGUCACUCAGAUUGGAGCUCUGCUUCAUCAGCUACGCUCGGAGAAGCACGGCUUCACCCUCAGCUUCACUCCACACAGCAACGAGUUCACCAUCAGCCUCGAUGUCACCAUGGCAACCAGCACCACCGGCAUCUGUGGUUCUUGCUCAGAUGAUCAGACAGACCUGCUGCUCCCUGACGGUUCCGUGAGCACGGACUCGGACGCGUUCCUGCGUGCCUGGGCUCUGGGCGAGUGUGUGGAUAGCGAAACGGAGGAGUGUGAGGCGGGCGUGGCUCAGAGCUGCGAGCUGUUAGCCUCUGACGUGUUUAGCGAGUGCCAUAAUCUGGUUCCACCUCGGGAUUUCGUGACCACGUGCAAGAAGGUGGCGUGUCACCCUGCCAUGGUGUGUGACCUGCUCGCGUCCUACAGCAGUGUGUGUCGACAGCAGGGCGUGUGUGUUCACUGGAGGACCCCUGAACUGUGCCCCAUGACUUGCUCUAAGAAUAUGGAAUACGACGCGUGUCGUGUGGGGUGUGUGGAGCAGUGUGGCCACGCCCGGUCCCCUCUGGGGGAUGUGGAUUGGAGGGGGGACGGAAUAGGGGGCGGGGCUCAGUGUUGGACCACGCCCACCGAGGGCUGCUUCUGUCCUCCUGGUAUGGUGCUGCGAGGGGACGACUGUGUUAGCCAAGAGGCCUGCAGUCAGUGUGUGGACCACCUUGGACAAGUCCACCAGUUCAUGGACAGCUGGACUCCGGAUGAUAACCCGUGUUUGCUGUGUUUGUGUUUAGACCAGCAGCAUAUAAACUGUACAUCUCUGCCAUGCACUAACGCUAAAGCCCCUGUAUGUGGAGCGUGUGAGAACCUGGUGGAGAAGAAGGAGUCAAAGUGCUGCCCCGAGUAUGAAUGCGUGUGUGACACUGCAAACUGUAAGCUCUCGGCUCCUCCACAAUGUGGAAACGGUCUCACUUCAGUCCUGACAAACCCCGGAGAGUGUGCGCCCGUCUAUCAGUGUGUCUGUAGAAAAGACCAAUGCUCUGCAACCAGGCCCUCAUGUCCCGCCUACAAAAAGCUGUCCAUCAAACAGACUGACUGCUGCGAUUCCUUCGAAUGCACGUGCAACUGUCAGAACUCCACCCGAGUUUGUCUUCCCGGUUACAUCACCAAGGAGGCGACCAACGAAUGCGGCUGUGUAGAGGUCACCUGCUUGCCUGAUAAAGUGUGUGUGGUGGACAGUGUGGUGUAUCAGAAGGGCAGUAGGUGGGAGGAGAAGUGUAAGACGUGUACGUGCACAGAGCAGACAGACAGAAUGACCGGGCUGCACAUAGCGCAGUGUGUGGAUCCCGUCUGCAACAAGAUCUGUCCUCCGGGUUCUACGUAUUCUCAUCCAGUGGGAGAUUGCUGUGGUCGCUGUCGUAAGAACAGCUGUGUUGAGGAGGACACAAGACUCGGAGAGCGACUGAGACAGGUGGGAGAGAGCUGGGUGUCUCUUGAUAAUCCGUGUGUGCUGAGUGAGUGUGUGCAAGUGAACGAGGAGGUCUUCAUUCAGCACACGAAUGUUUCCUGCCGCAUCAUGGACAUGCCCGCCUGCCCACUGGGUACCGAACUGCACUGUAACACCGCUGACAGCUGCUGUCCGACCUGCCAAUGCGUGCCUGUGGAUGCCUGCGUGUUGAAUCACACACUCAUUGGAGUUGGUGAGAGAGUGAUGGUGGAUGUGUGUACAAACUGUAAGUGUGUGAUUGAGGGAGGAAAAUAUCACCUGGCCUGCAGGAAGAUGAGCUGCUCACCAUGUUCAGAGGGAUAUGCUCUUGAGCCUAUACCUGGUGCCUGCUGUGGCCGUUGUGUAGCUUCAUCCUGCACCAUCCAGCGACCUGACGGACAGUUAAUCAGCCUCCGGGUGAACACUACUCGUGAAGACGGCUGCACCAAACACACCUGCAGUGUGAAUGAGAACGGAGAGCUGGUGCUGGAGACUGUAGUGACCACGUGUCCUCCCCUGGACCGAGCCAGCUGUCUGGAGCACGGGGGUCGAAUCAGCCGGAUCGGACAGAGCUGCUGUGAGAUGUGUACUGAGCCGGAGUGCAGGAGGAGAGUGGGUUUGUUGGAUUAUAUCAGGAUUGAUGAUUGUCAGUCGGAGGAGAAACUGGAGCUGAGUUACUGUGAGGGCCGGUGCAGCAGCAAGUCUGUGUAUUCUGCAGAGAAGAACCGUGUGGAGAACCAGUGUGUGUGUUGCUCUGCUACAGGAACCUUACCGCUGAGUGUUUCUCUACGCUGUCCAAAUGGCACACACACACACCACCAGGUCCUCACUGUCACCGGCUGUGAGUGCGAGAGCCACGUCUGUCCUGCUGACUGAGAACACACACAUACACACACACACACACGUAUAAAUACCCUGCAACCACUCAUAUGUACAACACCAUCACUGUAACCCUAUCUCACUCCUUAUCUCAUUAAUAAAAAUACACAUAAAAAGCAAUAGAUUUUACUCUCAUGAAUCAAUAUUUAAUCAAUAAACUCAAUUUCUAUCUACA